AUGGCUGCGGCAUCCGGACGGGGGAGUUGUACACGAUUCCGCUCCAUUCACGUACUUGAUCUAUCCAUCCCUUUUAUCACUCGUCUUUAAAAGAUUAAUAAAUAGAAUGAAACCAGUUUUAUUUGAUUGAUAUUUGGUUCGUGUUUAAUGGUAAACCAGCCGUUUGUUAAACUUAUUAUUACGUAUAAGUGAAGUAUACAAUUAUGAAAGGUGUAUAAAAAACUCCACUAGCUCGGUGAUUGACAACGUCAAUAAGACAGAAAUAUUCAACGUCUGAGAAAAGACGAAGAAAGUUAGAAACGUAUAAUAGACGUAUAUAAACGUUUGUAUAAUUUCGACUUUUAGUGACAAUCUGUUUGUCAAAGAUCCUAUAGAUACGAAUAGUCUAAUGGAACAACGGCUCAAAAAACGCAGUGAGAAAUACAUUGCAGAUUUCAAUAUAAUUAUCGUGUAUAUAAAACUUGGGAUUUGUGUAAGUUGAAGAUCUAAACUAAAAGGAAAACUUAAGAGUUAUAUUCCGUAGUAAUAAAGUGGAAAGGUCGUCCUCGAAAAAUAUCCUCAGAAGAAGUCGUUCUCAGAAAAAUAGUUGCCUUCUGGAGAGGUCGUCCUCGACAAAGGUCGUCUCCUGGAAAGGUCGUCCUCGACAAAGGCUGUCUCCUGGAGAGGUCGUCCUCGACAAAGGCUGUCUCCUGGAAAGGUCGUCCUCGACAAAGGCCGUCUCCUGGAAAGGUCGUCCUCGACAAAGGCUGUCUCCUGGAGAGGUCGUCCUCGACAAAGGCCGUCUCCUGGAAAGGUCGUCCUCGACAAAGGCCGUCUCCUGGAAAGGUCGUCCUCGACAAAGGCCGUCUCCUGGAAAGGUCGUCCUCGACAAAGACUCCUGGAAAGGUCGUCCUCGACAAAGGCCGUCUCCUGCAGAGGUCGUCCUCGACGGUGGUUGUGCUCGAAGGAAAUUUGGAGGAAUUACACAACUUUCAACUAUUCCUUGGCCACCACUGGGAUUCCCCCUAAAUGGACACACAGCAGGGUGCAGGGACGCCGGCCAGAGAGGAUGUUGGUACCGAGGGUAGACGUGGGUGGCGGAGCUGAUGGAGACGACCACGAACACCAGCAAGGAGUCGCUUCGAUGUUAUGCAACUGUCACACGGAGACUGACAGCAUGACGGACACGCAACUCACUGUUCUGUGUCAGGCAAACGUCACCUGUACGAAUCUGAACGUCCAACCAGGAGCCACUAUCGUCUCCCCUAUUCUCCUCUCCCUAAGUGGCGUUACUGGACAGAUCUGGGCGCUGUACUACCUGUACACCACCACCAGACCUCAGCACUCACGCACAGUGUUCUUCGUCCUGCUCAGCACGCUCAUAUGGACCGAUCUGAUUGGCAAAGUGCUCACUACCGCGCCGGCGCUGGUAGCCUACGUUCAUGGUCGAUGGGUUGGUGGGGUUCCGCUGUGCAACUUUCACGGGUUCUCGAUGAUGUUAAUCAGUCUGGUGACACACCUGCUGGUCUCCACCAUGGCUGUAGAGCGCUUCAUCGGCAUCAGACACGGCUACUUCUACAACAAGAACAUCACAACCUCCAGAACUAAGCUGUUGCUGCUGAGCAUCUGGCUGUUCUCGGCGCUAUUCUGCGCUCUGCCGCUCUUCGGGCUGGGGCAGUACGGGCUCCAGUACCCUGGUUCCUGGUGCUUCGUUAACAUCCACGUCUCCAGCAACUCCCCGCUCCACCACCGCAUCUACACCAACGUCUUCGGGGUCUUCACAAUAGUCAACCUGCUCAUUAUGGUCUUCUGUAAUAUCGUCGUUAUCAUCGUCUUACUGGAGAAAGCCAUGUAUCGGAGAGGCAACCUUUGCGAAGCGACCUUGCUGUGCCUCCGGCUGUGUCGCCAGCGGUGCUCGGGGUCCAGCUUCUGUGCCCCUCACCGCACUUACAAGCAGAGGGAAUUGGAGAUGCAGAUGGUGAUCGUCCUCCUCGUUAUCACCAUCGUCUUCAUCAUCUCCUGGACGCCUAUUGACCUCCGGCUCUUCCUGAACCAAAUCUGGCCACACAAGACUCGCGAGGAUCACAUUCAGGACAUGAUUGCCGUGCGUCUCACCUCUAUCAAUCAGAUCGUCGACCCGUGGGCCUACAUUAUCUGCAGAAAGGUGUUCGCUACACGUGCCUGGCGCUGGAUGCGACUCUCCUUCAUGGGCUCCCGCCUCCUGGCCAGGGACAGCUCCAGCCAUCCCGGCGGCUCACACAAGAAACUCUCUAAGACCAUCAAACCGCCCGAGAAAAUCCAAUAUAAGACACCAUUUAAAGGAGGAGGAGACAACGGAGUGACACAGGAGAGAGACAACAAGGCCAUGGUAGUGGUCGUGGAGGGUGACGCCCUGCUCAACACCGGACCAAGGACACCCAUCAAGGACAGCCCGGACACGCCAGGACCAGCCUCCAAGGACGGGCCAGCUAGCGUGGCGGAGGGAGAGCAGGUAGUGGGGGUGACCCUGGACCCCAGCAGUGCCCACAGAACCCCCCACGUAGCCCUCAGUGGGUCGGAGCACACCACGUACGCCACGGCUCUUCAAGCCGGGUUAGACCUGACAACCUUGGCUGUGGUCCCCAUCCCUGUGUUUACGUCGGAGCAGUAUUCCGUGCGGCAGCUGGUGGAACCCUGUCAUCACCCCAACCACCAUUCCUACACCAACCACCAUUCCCACAGUACCAACCACCAUCCUCGACUCAGGCGCCUCGCCUCCUCUGCCUCCGCCAAAGAUUCUUCCACCUCUAGACAGCCCAGACGAGCCCACGAGUAUGAGGGAGUGACCCCGGCGGACUCCUGGGCGUCUGCUUCAGCGGUGCUGGGUCGUCGACACUCCUGGUGCUGUCCUCAGGCUUCACUACACACCAAGUACUAUCGCACCCAAAACACCCAGACCUUCGUGUCCUCCCACGCCAGCCCCUCUCAGGGGGACGACAACGCCCUCCACACCCAGAGGAACGACCACGCCCACCGCACAAUUGAGGACGACCACACCCAGGAAAUCGACCACACGGCUAGCGACGCCUGCCCCUACCACCACCACCACCACCAAACUUCCAGCGGCUCUUGUGUGUGUACUAACCCCUACGGUACUGGCACUUACCCCGCCCACUACACCUCAGCACCCCUCACCCACAACACUACCCCCUCCCACACCCGCUACACCCACCAACAGGACAAACAUACCGCCUCUCAUCAAACCUCCACCUUCCCCUACCAUAACCAAAAUCUCCAAUGUAACCCCACCCGACGCGAUCCGGACAAUGAGGUUCUCCACGUAGAUUUCAACCACACCCAUACCCAUCACAACUCAGAACCCACGACCCAUUUUCUCAGCCCUCAUGCCUCUACUCACCUCACCAACCUGGACUUCUGCAACUUUAACAGUGAGGGACAUUUCGACCGACAUAAAAACAGUCACACGGUUGGACCAGAUGAUAUUAAUUCUGUGUUUGUAAUUGGUAACAGUUUUAUACCAUGGGUGGAUGGGCCCCGCAGUACUGAAAGUGUCAAUGAAGGUGUUUUGAAUUCCAUAAAUUCAAAACCCACUCUGAAACGCAGGGGUUAUAAGGAUUUGUAUUGAACGUGGACGAAUAUGUAGAGGUAAAACACGUUCUGAACAGAUAACUGAAAAUAUUAUUGCCUAAACGGCUUCGUAAAGUGUAAAUAGUGAGCGUUUUCGAAUCGGGAAAACUGUAGCCUUGCAGAAAAAACAGGGGUGGAACGCUUGUGACAGUUCGUGGGUUAUUAUUUUGCAACAAUUCCGAGGCAGUGAAACAGGUCUUAGAAUGUAAAACAUGGUGAAAUAGUGAAGCAACCCCGAGGCAGUGAAGCAAGCCCAUUGCAGUGAAACAAGCCUUUGCAAUAUUUGUCACUGCUCCCGAAAGAUAUAAUCAUGGAUUUAACGUUAUAACAACGAUCCCAAUACAGUGAUAUUCACGAAACACUAAGCUGAACUUAAAACGUAAUCACUUAUAGACCUGUCACGCACCUGUGGCUUGACUACGAAGAAAGGAACCAUUUAAGAAUCACUGAACGAAUCACGAACCAGUGUAACAGCCCGCAACUAGUCUAUUAGUUUCGAAUCACUAUACUAGUCACAAACGAGAACACCGGUUACGAACCUGUGUACAGACUCAGAACUACUGUGUUCCAUUCGGGAACCACUGGACCAUUAUCGUACCAGUGGUACAACAAUGGUACGUUUCAAAACAAAAAGAAAAAAGGUUUAAUCACGAAGCUUGAAACUCUCGAGUCUCUGAAUCAUAUUAAAAUAUACAAAAUUGAAACAGACAAAUGUACAGAAAUACUCUAAACAAAUAUCCCCUUGAAUGGCCUUUCUGUGUAGGUAAAUUGGUAAUAUAUAUAUUGACAAAUAAAUAAUUUCUAAAAGCACAUUUAUAAGGAAACCCUCAAUAGUUUCUUUAGCAGUUCAAAUUAUAAAUAAGUUUUGAGCACAUGGCUCGUAAAAUAGACAUUUGGAAGGACGACUCUGACAGCUUUGAGGAGACGUCGUGUCGUUGGAUCAAGGGAGCGAGGAGCACGGAUCUCUUCACCCAACAAUAGACAAGUGAUUGUCUUCAUGUCGAGUCUAAAAAAUAGUGAUUGGAGAUAGAUGUUUUUACAAUCUACGUAUGGCUGGGCACUCGAUACCAUAAGGCUACUGAUGUAUGUGUGUGUGUGUAUACAGUAUAUACAUAUGUAUGUAUAUAAUGUAAUUUUUGAAGGUGUAACAUUUGAUUGAUGUUUUAUUUACUUGUUCAUUGUGUAUGACAUCAAAGCUUAAACAUUAUGUGAGUUGAUGAUGUUUUCAUUUAAAAAAAUGUUUACAGGGGAUAUAUAUAAUA
Messenger RNA from Procambarus clarkii (red swamp crayfish), 4868 nucleotides. NCBI's taxonomy places the organism in Eukaryota, Metazoa, Arthropoda, Malacostraca, Decapoda, Cambaridae. The record is from RefSeq and is a predicted model, not a curated record.